AAUAUGGAGAAGAAGACGAAGAAGACGCUCACGACCAACAAACAAACAAACAAACAAACGACAGCAGUUUGCUAACUAACGCCAACACUAAACAACAGACAAGCAUGGCAACUCCUCCAAAGCUUGCACGUUCGUUUCUCGGUCGUCCGUCGGCAUCUCGCCGACACAAAAAGAUUUCAAUCGAAGGAAACAUCGCGGCGGGCAAGUCCACAUUUGUGCACCUCCUGCAGGGUGAGGUCAUCGCCGAGCCCGUCGGCAAAUGGGGCAACGUCCACGACGUCUAUCAGAACCAAGUUGUUUUGCAAAAGCCUUUGCACAUUUUUACGUACGUGUUUGGGUCUGCGCUGCCGCAGGGCGGCAGCCUGAGCGAGGCGGAGCGGAGCGUCUCCCGGGACUGGCGCCGUUGGCCGGCGGAGACCUUCCAGGCCGACGUCGCCCUGGACGCCUUCGUUUACCUCAGGGCCGAGGCGCAGCGUCUGAUGCAGCGCGGCUGUCACGAAGAGAGCGACAUUCCUCUGGAGUACCUGGAACAACUACACCCAAAACACGAAAACCGGCUGGUCCGCAGGAAGCUCAGACUGGACUUUGACUACCCGAACGAACUUCCUAUCCUGGUUUUGACGAUUUCAAGAACGAUCUCAUCAAACGGCGCCAUCGUUGACCGGGCAAGUUCUGAUUCUUUAACAAUUUUAAAUUUGGUUCUAUUCUGGCAUUUUUGUGUUCUCAGGUGCGAGAGUUUCUGUCCACGUUGUAGACCCCGCCCCCAAACUCAGUACCACUGGGAUCGGUCCAUCUGUUGGAAGAAACCAAUCCGUUUUUUUAAGACAACUGGGCUUUUCAUCCGCCCCUGAACGCACCACGAGAUAGACACUAACCACUUGCGUCAAGCUGGUCUUUUUUAUUCAAACGACUUUUCCACGGACGCUCACACUUAAUUUGUUUUGUGAAUGAGUGACAUUAAAUGUUUGCCCGUCUUGCUGCCGUUGGCAAUCAUUGUCCGGGCGAUUGCGCAAGCGCCGAGCCGGCCGUCAAUGUUCAACCGAGCGGUCGCUGCGGCGUGCCAAAGGAAACGUUCCCGCAAAAAAACCGCUGUGUUCAGCUGGUGACCCGCCGACUUGUUUGUUGCUUCGAGUCGCGGGGGUGAAUUCCGAGCGGAGGUCGCCUCUCGUGUAGUGCUUCGCGCAGUCGGGGGAUGCGGUCCCGCUCGGCGAGCGGGCGGGACUGUUGAUCGGUCUGCUGUUUGUCUUUAUGUGCCCCGUGAUUAACUAGCGACCGGUCCGAGGUGUACCCAGCCUUUCGCCCAUAGUCAGCCGCAACGGGGUCCUUCCAUCUCUGGUGAUCCAGAUGGAAGUUACGAUGACCAGGAAGUUGUAAUGACUACGAGGAAGUUUCAAUGAUCCAGCAGGAAGUUGUAGUAAUGUUGUACUAGGACGUUUUAAGCGAACUAGCGCAGUGGUUCCCAACUGUUGGCGACCUGAGACUCGCAUGUUCCUAUUGUUGCAAAGUCGCAACCCGCUUUUAAAGAAGAUAAGAACAAUGAAGAUUUUUUUUUGUUUAAAAAUAGCCGAUGAAAACAUCCGUGCAUCCAUUUUCUUGCGCGUAUCUGCGGUCGGGUUGCGUGAAGACCAGACUUCCCUCUCCCCAGCCACUUCAUCCAGCUUUUCCAGGGGGAUCCUGAGGGGUUCCCAGGUCAGCACCGUGCCUGGAACACCUCAGCGGAGAGGCGUCCGGGGGUCAUCCUAACCAGAUGCCCGAGCCACCUCAUCUGGCUCCUCUCGAUGCGGAGGAGCAGGGACUCGAUUCUGAGCCCCUCCGGUAUGACCGAGCUUAUCUCUAAGGGACAGCCGGGACACCCUGCGGGGGAAACUCAUUUUGGCAGCUUUUAUCCUUGAUCUUGUCCUUUAGGUCACAACCUACAGCUUGUGACCAUAGGCGAGGGUCGCAAUUUAGAUUGACGGAAAUCGAUCUAUGUUCGGGAAUCGAGUCACCGAUGCAGGGUCCGCAUCACUGCAGAUGCUGCACUGAUCCGCCUGUCCGUCUCCCGCUCCAUUCGUCCCUCCGUCGUCAACAAGAUACUUGAACUCCUCCGCUUGGGGCGGGAUGUCAUUCCUGACCCGGAGAGGGCACUCCACCCUUUUCCGACUGAGGACUACGGCCUCAGAUUUGGACGUGCGCAUUUUCAUCCCAGCUGCUUCACGGCCAGUUACGAACCGCUCUGGGGGACCGCCGCCCCAGUCUGCCAAUCCAGAGGCAAUGUCCCCGAUAUCCACGCGAUGUUGCAGAGGCGUGUCAACCAGGACGGCCCCACAACAUCCAGAGCCUUUAGGAACUCCAGGCGGGUCUCAUCCACCCCUGUGGUCCUGCCAUCAAGGAGCUGUUUGACUACUUUGGUGACCUCAACCUCAGAGAUAGGAGGCGUGUCGGUGGCAUUGAGGAGGUCUUUCGAGUAUUCUCCCGACCGACUGACAACGUCUCGAGUCGAGAUCAGCGGUGCCCCGUCCCCUCUAUACACGGUGUUGACGGUGCACUGCUUCCCCGUCCCGAGACGCCGGACGGCGGACCGGAAUUUCCUCGAAGCCGCCCGGAAGUCGUUCUCCGUGGCCUCGCCGAACUCCUCCCACGCCCGAGUUUUUGCCUCGGCGACCACCAAAGCUGAGUUCCGCUUGGCCAGGUGGUACCCAUCGGCUGCCGCCAGUGUUUUUGACCUAGGAAAACACAUGUACAAUAUAUUGUUAUAAACACUGUCGUAUGACUCUCCUCCAAAACAAUAUUGCUAACCAUAAAGUCCACUAGCCAGAAGCUGAGCUACACUGUGUUUGUUUACAGCGUAAACUAGUAGCUAGUGCGCAAGGGGGUAACAUUUCCUGUCGCUUACUUAAUACUGUAUGUUCAGUGUGGCAACUUGGUACGCGUCUGUACUGAAAAAAUAUGAAUACUGUCCUUGUCAUUUUUCGGAGCUGUUCGCAACCCACCCAAAAUGGGCCACUUGUUGAGGAUCACUGAUCUCGCAGGAAGUUGUAAUGAGCGCCGGGCCGUGUGUGUUUACUAGUUGCGUGAACAAGUGCGCGAUGAUGAGUUGUUGCAUCAUCGCGUCCGUGAAGUUAAUGACCACAAGACUCACGGGAACAUUAACAGACACCACAAUGGGGGGUUUGGGGGCGGGAGUUUGG
Molecule: messenger RNA, 3170 nt
Organism: Phycodurus eques (leafy seadragon)
Lineage: Eukaryota; Metazoa; Chordata; Actinopteri; Syngnathiformes; Syngnathidae
Product: deoxycytidine kinase-like
Cellular component (GO): mitochondrion; cytoplasm
Molecular function (GO): deoxyguanosine kinase activity
Source: RefSeq, a predicted model, not a curated record